UCUUUGCGGUUAGAAUCAGUCUUGUGACAUUACUCACUUUUUUUUCUCUCUGUCUGUUUCUUUGUUACGUAUGCUCACACAGAGACACGCAAACACACAUACACAAGUACGCAUUUUAUUGCACAUAGCACUUAUCUACCAGGAAACAUCAGGAAACACAGCAUCUUUACAGGUUCCUGUUAACAUUAGUCUUUCAUGAUAAGGUUGUGUCUGCUGUGUCAUUCGCAUCAGACAUCGUGCAGUCAAAAUUUGUGCACUUUAGAAUAAAAAAAAUGCAAUAAUGAUCAUUUAGAAUGAUUUAUUUGCUACUUAAUUGCCUUUCACACAGAGGGUGUAGUGACACAGUUGGCCUGUUUUAGAUUAUAUAGUCCAGGUCACACACAGAAGAGUAAAAUUACAAAUGGAACCUGCCAAAACUGGUACAUUACAUGCUUUUCAAAUGUCCAAAUCAUGCACAGCAACAUUUAAAAGAGAGAUACUGUCAGGUAAGAAGAGGUGCAGGCCACAGGGUUUCUUCUCUCUUCAUAUUGCAAAGCAAUACUGAUGCAACUUCCCUAUGAGUUUGUCUGUGUCAGCCAUCAUGAGUCAACUCCCAUCAGAAAAGGCAAAAAAAAUAAUCUCCUCUGAGUAGCCAUGAUGCAUUGGUAGCUGCACAGUUUCAGUCAAAAGGCUUCACCUAUUUAGAGGCACAUAUCACAGUUUUGGGUGUGCGCCCUCAGAGUUUAUUGACCUUCACUCGAGUUAGUGAUGUGAGAAAACACGGGUCGUGUUAAAUGAGGAAUGAGUAAACAAUGUUUCACAGAAUAGGGAACACCUCUGUCUGCUCAUGAAGGCACAAACAACACCAGCAGCUGAAAAUAGGCUGAGUUGAAGUGCGCACACAUCUGACAGAAACUGACACACAGUGAGCAUUCGGCCGUGUAACGAGGAUCUCCACUUUCACCUGUUGUAGUGGCACUGCUCCAACUCUAUGAACAGUGGUGCAGCUGAAUCCUGAUUGAAUCAUGUCAGACUCUAUACUGGAAGAAGUCUUCAUUAAAAGAUCUCAACAGAAGAAGAAGACCUCACCUUUAAACUACAAAGAGAGAUUGUUUGUUCUCACAGCAGAAAAAAUAUCCUACUAUGACUUUGACAACGACAAAAUGCAGAAGCGAAAAGGUCUGAAAGGGUCAGUUGACCUAGAGAAGAUCAAGUGUGUAGAGACAGUCCAGCCAGAGCCCAAUGCCCCACAAGAUCGCAUGUAUCCAUUCCAGGUCAUUUAUGAUGAAGGGCCACUGUAUAUAUUUUCUAAGACUGAAGACACCCGGGCUCAGUGGAUAAAGAAGCUCAAAGAAUUGGUGCGCUUCAACAGCGAUCUGAUGCAGAAGUACCAUCCGUGCUUCUGGGUUGAUGGGGUGUGGUUGUGCUGCCACCAGGAAGUUAAACAGGCCAUGGGUUGCAAAGUGCUCGAUAGUAAGAAUGGAGUGACAUCACAGCUAUCUCGAAGGUCAACAAGGAAGCCGCUUCCUCCAACCCCAGCAGAGAAAAAGCCUGCUCGUCCUUUACCUCCACAGCCUCCUGACCCACCAGCUUCCUCUGCAGGCAUGACUGUUGUAGCUGAGUACAGUUACACACCCAUGACACCACAAGACCUGGAGCUAAGGAAGGAUGAGGAGUACACCAUCCUGGAAAAGUCCGAUGCAAACUGGUGGAGAGCUCGAGACAAAUAUGGAAAAGAGGGUUAUAUACCAAGCAAUUAUGUUGUAGAAGCUGAAGAUGGGCUAGAAAGAUUCGACUGGUAUUGCAAGAAUAUGAACCGUAGUCAAGCAGAAAAACUGUUAAAGGCUGAGAACAAAGAUGGAGGCUUCUUGGUGCGGGACUCCAGCAAGGCUGGGAAAUACACUGUGUCUCUGCUCACAAGGGGUGGCGGGGAAGCUGUUGGAAGCUGCCGACAUUAUAACAUCUGCACCACCCCGCAGGGCCAGUAUUACUUGGCAGAAAAGCAUAAUUUUAACACCAUCGCAGAGCUCAUCAACUAUCACCAGCACAACGCAGCAGGCAUGGUUAGCAGACUGAAACACAUCGUAUCUAACCGGGCACGGCCCCCAUCCACGGCAGGUCUUGGUUAUGGUGUGUGGGAGAUUGACCCACGCCACCUCACCUUCAUCAAGGAGUUGGGAUCUGGACAAUUUGGAGUGGUGAAGUAUGGGAAGUGGCAGGGACAGCAUGAUGUGGCCAUUAAAAUGAUUAAAGAGGGCUCCAUGUCAGAAGAUGAUUUCAUAGAAGAAGCAAAAAUCAUGAUGAAGCUUCGCCAUGAGAACCUGGUCCAGCUCUAUGGCGUGUGCACCAAACAAAGGCCUAUUUAUAUAGUGACUGAGUACCUUGCAAACGGCUGCCUCCUCACAUACCUCAAGGAGGGCCUGAAGCAGCACCCAACAAGCAUCCAGCUGCUAGAGAUGUGUAAAGAUGUCGCUGAGGGCAUGGCCUACCUCGAGUCACACCAGUACAUCCACAGAGACCUGGCUGCCAGGAACUGUUUAGUAGAUGGAAAUGGCACUGUCAAAGUGACUGACUUUGGGCUAUCAAGGUAUGUUUUAGAUGAUGAAUACACAAGCUCGGUUGGCUCAAAGUUCCCUGUCCGCUGGUCGCCACCCGAAGUCCUUCUUUACUGCAAAUUCAGCAGUAAGUCUGACAUCUGGGCAUAUGGGGUUUUAAUGUGGGAGGUGUACACUCUGGGACGGCUUCCUUAUGAGCGCCUCAACAACACGGAAAUAGUGGACCAGGUGUCCCGGGGCCUGCGCCUCUUUCGCCCCCAGUUGGCCAACGAAAGAGUUUACAGCAUUAUGUCAAGCUGCUGGCUUGAUAAAGCAGAGGAGAGACCAAACUUUCAGGAGCUGGCGCUGACCGUUCAGGAUCUGCUAUAUGAGCUCCAGUAGGACUCCGAAUAAUGUAUCAGCACAAAACAUCGACAGUUC
Messenger RNA from Pelmatolapia mariae (spotted tilapia), 2954 nucleotides. RefSeq names its product Bruton agammaglobulinemia tyrosine kinase (gene btk). Gene Ontology annotation, molecular function: non-membrane spanning protein tyrosine kinase activity; ATP binding; protein binding. The coding region runs from base 1005 to 2915 and encodes 636 amino acids. Gene Ontology annotation, biological process: B cell receptor signaling pathway; protein phosphorylation; adaptive immune response. NCBI's taxonomy places the organism in Eukaryota, Metazoa, Chordata, Actinopteri, Cichliformes, Cichlidae. Gene Ontology annotation, cellular component: plasma membrane. The record is from RefSeq and is a predicted model, not a curated record. The transcript has 20 exons.